Messenger RNA from Moneuplotes crassus, 3291 nucleotides. The record is from the annotation of a GenBank genome assembly. Lineage: Eukaryota; Ciliophora; Spirotrichea; Euplotida; Euplotidae.
UUUUAUAGAUUAAAUAAUUUUGUAGAAAAUGGAUAAGAAGCAGAAACUAAGAUAUUCAAGGCAGAUCAAGACUUAUGGAAGAGAUAUGCAGCAGAGACUGAUGCAAAUGAAAUUUUUCAUCUAUGGAGCUAGGGGACUUGGAGUAGAAGCUGCAAAGCAUCUCAUACUCAAUGGAGUAGACGCUGUUCAUAUUUGAGACCCAACACAAGCUGAAGCUAGAGACUUUGGAUCUAAUUAUUUCCUUAGAAAAGAGAAAAUGACUGAAGGGAUAACUAGAGCUGAAGCUAGUUUGAAACAGUUAAAGAUCCUUAAUAAUGGAGUUGAAGUCAAAGUCAUCCCAGAACUAGAUUUAACUGAAAUUAUUGAAGGAGAAUGCAAAUACAACUGUGUUAUUGUCACAGAAGCUUAUGGGCUGAAUUGGGAGGAAGAUAGCCAGGAUAGUUUAAAUAUUUACAACCUUAACAAUCUGUGAAGGAAGCAUAACAUCUCAUUUAUACUUGCUGAAGCAUUAGGGUUUUAUGGAUAUAUUUUCAACGAUUUUGGAGAUGAAUAUAGGGUCCAAUCGACCGGAAUUGAAGAGGAACAAAUAGCCAUUAAGGAUAUGACCUACUCACCAGAAUGUGUAAUCACUACUAGAGCUAAAUGCAGUGAGUAUUUUGAAGAGGAUGACAUUGUCGAAUUUUUGAAUCUUGAAGGGUCUAAAGGGAUACACAUGCUCAAUGAGAAGGAAUAUCAAAUUUUGGAGCUUGUUGGCUCAAAUAAAAUUAGAAUUAAUUGAGAUACUUCAAAAUAUUGUGACUUUAGAAGAGGAGCAAAAUUAAGCUUGAAGAAAAGAGGAGAGACAAUGACAUAUCUUCCCUUAGAGUCUUCUCUAUCAGACCCAAAGAUUUCUGACGUCUGAGGUCUCAAGAAGCACACCUUCUUUGCUAAGCUGUUGCUGGAAUUUAGAAAAUUAGCUCAGAAGAGUGAUGAUAUUUGUGCAGACGAUUGACAACAAAUGUUUGAAUUAGCAACUUCUCCAACCUUUAGAGACAUCUACAGCUGUGAAUUUGGUGAUAAGUUUGACGAAGAGAUAACUUUGGAAGUCAUCCAGAAAUUUGUAAGGACAUUAAAAUCCGAGUUAAUUACAAUAACUUCUAUUAUCGGAGGAGUCAUUGCAUCAGAAGCUUUGAAGUUAACAGGAAAGUAUACUCCUAUUGAUCAAUGGUUUGGAUACGAUCAGGUGAAAUAUUUACCAAUAGAUGUAGACACUUUUGAAGAAGACAGCAGAUACUAUGACUAUACUGUGGCAUUUGGCAAGGAAGUGCAAGAAAAUAUUUCUACUUUAAAUGUAUUCGUCCCUGGAGCUGGGGCUAUAGGUUGAGAAGUUCUAAAGUGUUUGGCUUGAGGAGGAUUUGGACUUGCAGAUCAUGAUGGAAAAAUUACUCUUGUGGAUUUUGAUACUCUGGAGAUCUCUAAUUUGAACAGACAAUUUCUUUAUAGAGACUCAGAUAGAAGAAAGUCAAAAGCACAAGUAGCAAAGAAAAGAAUAAAAUUGAUCAAUCCUGAAUUAGACAUUGCCUCACAUAAAAUUAAGGUAGAUUUAGACACAUAUUCGCAUGCAAUGUCGUCUGAGUUUUGGAGCAAGCAAGAUCUUUGCAUCAAUGCAUUAGAUAAUAUAAAUGGAAGAGUUUAUUUAGAUGUAAAAUGCAUAGAACAUGAAAUUCCAUUUUAUGAAUCUGGAACUGAAGGCCAAAUGGCUCAUACAAGUGUCAUCAUUCCUUUUAAGACUAAUACAUAUACUGAUUACAAGAUCAUAGCUCCAAAGGAGCAAAAGAAAGAAACUAUUCCUUUCUGUACUCUCAGAAAUGAGCCCCAUACUAUAAGUCAUUGUACAGAAUGGGCUCUCUCUAAAUUUAAUGAUCAUUUUGUAACUGGGUUGAGAGAUAUCAGAAUCUUCUUGGAUACAACCCUGUCUCAGCAUGAUCUUACAUAUGGACAAGUAACAUCUUUAGUGCAGAGCCUUCAAUGGAUGUACGACUAUGGGCUUGAGAUCAGCCUUGAAUCAUGCCUAAAAUUUGCAUUGUUAGAAUUUACUAAAUACUUCCACACAGAAAUCUUGAUCCAAAAAGAGUCUAAUAAAGGACAGAAAGAAAAGCAAAUCAAGGAGAAGAUGGAUUUCAUUAGUAUUGCAGACCCGAUUCCAAUUGAAUUUGACCUCGAGUCUGAUGAUAUCAACCCUGACAAAUCCCCAUUUGAAUACGUUUUCUGAUACGCCAUGAUAAUCUUCAUGGAGUAUGGAGAAGGCUGUCAAGAAUUCAAAAUUGAAGAAUUAAGACCUAAAGCUAAAGAGCUAGUUCAGAAGAUGAUCAAUACUCCUAAAGAAGAGAAGAAGUGCUAUGAAGAUGAUGAUGAAGAGGAAGAAAUUAUUACAGAAACACAAGAAGAGGAGAUCGAGGAUACUUCUAUUUCAAUCCCUAAGCAUGAUGAUGUACUCUUACAUGCAGACUUCAUUGAUAGGUUGGUAAAUCUUAGAGAGACUAUAAAGAAGGAUCCUAGAUCAUUUGAGUUGAUUAAAAAACUUGGAAAUCAGAUAGUCUUAGAUAAAGAUAAUGAAAUUAUGCUUGGAUUUGUACAUAGUGCCACUUGUCUCAGAGCUGCAAACUUUGGGAUCCCUCAUGACCAUCUUACUCCCGAGAUGACACAACUUGAGUGAGGAAAAAUAAUUCCUGCUGUGUCCACAACAACUGGAAUUAUUACUGGAUUUUUGCUGAACGAACUCAUUAAAGAGAGAAUAGGAAUUAGCUCUAAUGAGGAUCUACAUGAAUACCAAGUUAACCUCUCAGUCCCAUCUGUAAUGAGGAAUGAAUUAGAAUCUGCUAAGUUCAGACAGAACAAUGUUGAUCUUAGUUCAGAUUUUGAUUUUAGAAUCCCAAAAACUCCUAAUCCAACAGAGAAUGGAACUAUGAAUACAGAAGGGUUUUGGAAUGCUUGGCAUAAAGUUCCUUAUGAUGGAACAGUGACCAUUAGAGAAUUAUAUGACUAUGUUGUUGAAGAAUAUAAGGAAACUCCUGUAAUGUUUCAAAUAUUCCCUAACUUUGUGAGCAUUGACAAUGUCCAAGACAAUGAUAGAUUUGAUCAGCCUUUACUCAACGAGUUUUUGGAUGUAGUUAAUCCUUACUCAGAUGACUAUUGCGUUGUACAUACAGCCUUUGACCUAGAAGAAGCAGAUUCAAAGCAGAUAUGCAUUCCGAGCUUCAAGCUUGAUUUGAAAAAGUACUGUGAGGCAUUUCCAAAAGAAUAGUGAAAAGU